CUGCCCCGGAACCAACGGCGGCAGGCUUCUGGGGUGGGGGGGCGGCCCUGGAGUGGGGGCUGUGGUGGUGUGCGGGGACCUGGUGCAGUGGCUGCAGUGCUAACCGGAAACUGCUAAACUUCCUGUGGAAGCGAAGUAGAAUUUCAUAAGAGCAUAAUGGAUGGAGAAGAGAAAACCUAUGGUGGCUGUGAAGGCCCUGAUGCCAUGUAUGUCAAAUUGAUAUCUUCAGAUGGUCACGAAUUUAUUGUAAAGAGGGAACAUGCACUAACAUCAGGAACAAUAAAAGCCAUGUUGAGUGGCCCAGGUCAGUUUGCUGAGAAUGAAACUAAUGAAGUCAAUUUUAGAGAGAUCCCCUCACAUGUGCUAUCAAAAGUAUGCAUGUAUUUUACUUACAAGGUUCGCUACACUAACAGCUCCACGGAGAUUCCUGAAUUCCCAAUUGCACCUGAAAUUGCACUGGAACUGCUGAUGGCUGCAAACUUCCUAGAUUGUUAAAUAAAAUAAGUUAUAAUAAACUGUUAACUUUUUUCAGUAUUUAAUACCUGUAGUUCAGUUAGAAUUUUUUUCAUAUAUAGCAUGUUGCCUGUGCGCAAUUGAACUUUAAAGUUCAUUGCAAAGCAGAUUAUUGUCUCUUCUUUUGCAUAGCAAAGUUGAAAUUUGUUUGUUACAUCAACAAGUUAAGGACAUUUUCACAAAUUGAGAAAUAAACAAAUAUGCCACUUUGUAGGUAGUUUUGCCUUAUUCUUUGGAUGUGAUUUUUAAAUUAGAGCAAUGGUGAUAUAAUAAAUGCUGAAAUUUAGUCAUAAAUGGACAAUAUUCUCCAGGUAAAUAUUGGGGCUAUGUAUUUUUAUGUUUUUAGUGUUUUUUUUAAACCUAUAGCUGUCAUUAGCGUUACUAGAAUUAUGCAAACAAUUGCAUUAUAAACAAGUUUAUAACUUAGCCAAAUAUUGAUUUUUAUAACUGUCAAAGACAUAAGAGUUGAAAUUUCUUAGGUGUCUUUUGAUAAACUGCAGUAUUGUUUAAGUAUCUUGUCCUUUUGUUUUAUUGCUACAAUUUAAGAACUUUAUUUAAAAGCAAUUUUGGAAGAUUCCUAGGUACAGCUUUUGGAGCAGUGACUUUUUGAACUAUAGUCACAUGGUCAGUAAGUAAACUAAAUGACCUUGAUUUUAUGUGUAAUGUGCAUUUUGGCCAAUCCAAAGUACUGUACUUUCAUUACUAUAAAGCUUCUUUUGCAAUAUUCAUCCUUCUUAUCUAGUCCCUUGUGAUUAUACUUCUGGUUAUUUAAAUGUUUUAAAAGACUAAGAACAUUACCCAGAUCUUAAAAGCUAAUCUUUUCUGAACUAUUCUAGUCUUCCUGCAUCCAACUGAAAUGUUUUAAAAUAUGACAAACGUGAAGAGAUGUAGUGCAAAUCUUACAGCGCACUUUGAUAUAGUAUAUUACAUUCUGUUAAUUAAAAUGUGUUCCAAUAAAUAUGCCCAACAUCUCUGGGUCUUCUACUAAAAUAUAACUUAUAAAGAGGCCAUUCAGCUUUUAUACUAAGCAGACAAAAAUACUCAAAAACUAUUACAGAAUCUCUGCUUAGGCAUGGGAAAAGAGCACUGUAGUUUGGUAUAUUAUUGUUUCUUAGUAAAUCAAAGCUGUCAUUAAGGUCUAUAAGUUUUUAGCUUAGUUCUUCAAGACUAGUUUAAUAUGGACCAGUGUUUCUGGAAUUGCAAAAACCAUACACAACCAAAUUCUAUGAAUAAUUUUCCUCUUAGAAAACUUAACAUUGUACUUUGCAGCGUAUUGAAAGCAAUUAAAUAUAUAUGUUAAUUGCAUAUAUUUUAGUAACUUCUUAAGACAUACUGGUACAUAGUUUAGUAGAAGAUUAUCAAGUGCAAGAAUUAUAUUCUGCUACUUGGUGACAAAUAAUUCCAAUUAUAAACCUAAAUAAUGAUCUUAAAGGUUAAGGAGAUAGCUAGAACCAAGUUUAACUUUGAUCAAUUUUAGUAGGUUACGUUUUGUGUUAGAUCCACAAGUAAUCUUAAGUUAAAAUAUUGAAAAAGGACUGAAGGAUUAGGAAAAGUUGUAUAUCUUGUGGUAAAUGAGACUUGCAUGUUAAUAAAGGCUCUGUUGACCGAAAGGUUUGAUGAACA
Molecule: messenger RNA, 2136 nt
Organism: Artibeus jamaicensis (Jamaican fruit-eating bat)
Lineage: Eukaryota; Metazoa; Chordata; Mammalia; Chiroptera; Phyllostomidae
Gene: ELOC
Product: elongin C
Exons: 4
Coding region: 157-495 (112 amino acids)
Biological process (GO): ubiquitin-dependent protein catabolic process
Cellular component (GO): elongin complex
Molecular function (GO): protein-macromolecule adaptor activity
Source: RefSeq, a predicted model, not a curated record